UGGCUGCUGCUGUGGGGCUGCGCGCAGGCCGGGGCCGGGCUGGCCCAAGUCACCACCACCGCCUCUCCUGCGCCGCCGCCGCCGCGGGCAUGUUCAGAUUUUUCCCAGAAGUCCUGUGAAGAAUGUCUAAAAAAUGUCUCGUGCCUUUGGUGUUACACAAACAACACUUGCAUCGACUACCCCGUAAGAAGUAUUCUGCCAUCAUCUUCCUUAUGUUCCCUCUCAAAUGCUCGAUGGGGAGUUUGCUGGAUAAAUUUUGAGGCUCUGCUUAUCGCCAUAGCCGUGGCCGCGGGACUCAUCCUGGUGUCCCUUGCAGUCUGCUGCUGCUACUGCUGUUACUGCAGGAGGCGCCGCGCCAGGAGCAGAGCAGAGGAAGAAGAGGAAAGACUGGCAAGAAAUAAAGAAGAACGGAGGCUACAGUCUCUUCAGCGGAAACAUGAGAGAAAAAUGAAACAUGAUGAAAUACGCAGGAAGUAUGGUCUUCUCCAGGAUUCUGAUAAUCCCUACAGCAGAUUGGAGAAUGAGUAAAGCUGACAGCCUUCUAACAGAGCUCUGAUUGCAGACUACAGGAAGACUAUUUUUUGCUUUCUUUUGCCCUUUGGGUUUGUUUCCCUUCACCAAAGAUUGAUUGUUUUUAUCCGGUUAUACACCUGAGUGGAUGAAGACUUCCUUGAAAUACUUGUUUGCAUUUUAUUUCCUUCUGUAGAGCUAAUUUCUUAUAAGUGCUUAUGGGUAGUAAAAUGUUUGUUAAUUAUGUUGAUGUUUAAGUGUGAAAUGUUACCUUUUCACUUUUUAAAGCUGUCUUUUUGUCUGAUGUAAAUUGCUUAUAUUUGUGAUCAUGUAUUUGAAUUUCUUCUGAACUGCCAUUUGAAAACAGUUGUUGCUACUGUUCCUAAAUAAAGAUUUCUUUUUUUCCUACCCUGUCUAUUUUGUAAAACGACUGGCAACAAGGAAGCAAAGCUGCAUGCAGCAGAAGCAGCUGAUGUUGGUGCUGGCAGGAAACGGACACAUUCCUGUGGAGAACUCUUGGAUGAGGAUUGCUUUGUUUUCCCUUGAAAAAGAUUUUGAAGAUAUGUAAUGUGUGAGGGCUGGGGAGGGAGGAAGGUAUCUGUUAAUACAGACUUUGAUGCAGAUGUUAAUAAUAUAUAUGACUAUUUUUUCUUCACACCUGUGGUAUAUUCAGCAAUUUAGCAAAACUUCAUUUUGAAAUAUGUAGAAAUUUUGACUAGUUAUAUAUGUCUAAUUUUGAGAAGAUGCACCUGGAUGUGUGAACACUUUGUAAGCCUAGUCUUUUCAUUUAAAAAAAAAAGUUUCUUAACAGAAUCAGUAAGAAAUGUGGAUUUUCUUAACCUUGCAUUUUUGUGGCUUUUUUGUUUGUUUUGUUGUUUUUGUACUGUAUGUUCCCUCGAUCUUUCUUUUCAUAGAAAAUGUUCCAGUGAGUAUUUUUACCAUCUUACUGAUUUGACGACCAAGWGAAGAGCUGUUGUUCCUUGUGAUUCUGCACAUUUACUUUCCCC
This is a messenger RNA of Nothoprocta perdicaria, 1517 nucleotides long. RefSeq names its product pituitary tumor-transforming gene 1 protein-interacting protein-like. The transcript is spliced from 7 exons. Gene Ontology annotation, cellular component: cytoplasm; nucleus. Lineage: Eukaryota; Metazoa; Chordata; Aves; Tinamiformes; Tinamidae. The annotation marks the transcript as partial. Gene Ontology annotation, biological process: protein import into nucleus. The record is from RefSeq and is a predicted model, not a curated record.